CGAUCACUAAAGUAUCGGGCAAUAAUAUAUUAUUCAUUACAAUAUUGAAAUUGAAAUUCUAUUGAAGUUUAAGAUAAAGAUUUAGUAGAAGUAAUAGCAGGUUACUAUGACUUAUACUAUAGGAGAUCGAAAGAUCACUUUAGAACAUGACUUAUCUGAAUCUGAUAUACAACUUCUACUAGCACAUUCAAAAUUAUUUAAAUAUUGUCUUAAUAUGGUUACAUUUAAAUAUCUUAUAAAUUUAAAGAAAAUUGUCCAUCUUUAUGGAGAUGUAAUAACUAUAUAUUCAACAUUACUUAGUAAAAUUCCAAAUUAUGAUGAUAUAACUUUAAUGAGUAUAAAUUCUAAAAUUAGUAUACUACAACUUGAAAAUAAUUUAAGUAAGAUAUUAGGUGUCACAACUAGUGUAAAUAAUACUAUAACAACGACUACUACAAUAAAGGGAGGUAAUUGGGAAGAUAAAGAAUAUGAAAAUAAUGUUAAAAAAUUCACAGUAAUAAUAUUAGAAUCAACUAUAGAUACAUUUGCAUUAAUUCUUAAAACAUUACGAUGUGUUGAAGUAUUCUUUUCAUCAUAUAGUAAUCUUAAAAAAUUAUUAGUACCAUUUUUAUUAAAUCAAACUAUUUCAAUUAAUGAUUCUUUACGUAAAGCCCUUUAUUUAUUUAAAUUAACCACAAUUGCAGAUGAUAUUGUGGCUAUAAAGGAAUUAACACCUCCAAUAUUAAAACAAUUAAAGAAAAUUGAAAAAAUUACUACUGGAAUUGAACGAGAAUCAGCCAUACUUUUAUUUGCAUUUAAAGCUUUUAAUGAUACUUUAAAGAAAUAUACUUCAGUAUUAAUUGGUAAAGCAAUACUUAAAAGAGAAAUACCAAGAAAUCAAUGUGAAUUAAUAAAUAGAAGAGAAGUAUGUCUUCAAGCUGCUGAACAUGUAGUAAGUAUACCAUUAACUGAAGAUCAAGUUGAAGGAUUUUUAUUUAAGAAUAUAAAGGCUUAUCUAUAUUAUGGAAUUGCAACUUUAUCACUUAUUAUGGCAUUAUUAUUAUUCAGACUUUUCAAACUUUUAUUUGGUCCAGAAACCAAUUAAAUAUUUAUUUAUUUAUUGUAUUUAUCUAUAGAAAUGUAAAAUAGCAUACCCAUGCAUAAUGAAUAUAAAAUAUGAAAUAAAC
Messenger RNA from Scheffersomyces amazonensis, 1166 nucleotides. RefSeq lists its product as uncharacterized. Bases 107 to 1084 code for a protein of 325 amino acids. The record is from RefSeq and is a predicted model, not a curated record. NCBI's taxonomy places the organism in Eukaryota, Fungi, Ascomycota, Pichiomycetes, Serinales, Debaryomycetaceae. The transcript has a single exon.